AUGUCUUAUUUAUCUGCUGAAAAAGCAGAGUCAGAACUCGCACAAAGUAUCAAAAAGGCUUGCAGUGUGGAAGAAACUGCGCCAAAACAAAAACAUGUUCGAACUUUAAUUCUUGUUCAUAAAGUUAUUAAAGAUGGUCAUCCUAAUGUUAUUAAAGAUGCACUUCGAGAAACAAGUUGGUUAGAGACAUGUGCGAGAAGCGUAAAUAUGGAUAGUAUGCGUGGUUAUGGUACUCUUAUUCGUGCCUACGUUGACUUUCUUUUACAUAAACUUCAAUAUCAUCGUGCACAUCCUGAGUUUAACGGAACUUUUGAUUAUGAAGAAUAUAUUAGUUUAAAGAAUAUUGAUGAUCCUAAUGAAGGUUUUGAGACAAUCAAUGACUUGAUGAUUUUACAGGAUCAUAUCGACCGUUUCCAAAAGGUAGUUUUCAGUAGUUUCCGUCAUCAUUCUAAUAAUGAAUGUCGUAUUGCUUCUCUUGUACCUUUGGUAGAAGAAAGUUAUGGUAUUUAUAAGUUUAUUACCAGCAUGUUACGAGCUAUGCAUCAAAAAACGGACUCUUCUGAUGCACUUACACCUCUAAGACAAAAGUUUAAUUCACAACAUUAUGCACUUUUAAAAUUUUAUUAUGAAUGUUCCAAUCUAAAAUAUCUUACAAGUCUCAUUAAUGUGCCUAAGCUUGCCCAGGAUCCACCUUCUUUUAUGGAUGGUAGUACGCCUAAAUUACCUAAACGACCCGAGGUAGCUCGUAUUGAAGCACCACCCACCCCAGCACAAGCAGCCUCUCCAGAGCCUCAAGCAGAGCAACAACGGGAAUAUGAAGAACAGCAAGCACGACUUGCUCAACAGCGUGCUGAUGAACAGGAGCGUAUACGACAAAUGCAGCUUCAACAACAACGUGAAUAUGAAGAGCAACAACGCCGUAUGGCUGAACUUGAGCGACAACGUCAAGAAGAAUUGAUGCGCCAACAGAUGCAAUUGCAACAAAAUGGUCGUUUAAAUGAGCUGGAAAUGCAGCUUUUGAACGCACGUAAUCAAUUAGAGCGAAAUCAAUUGAUGUUGGAACAAUAUGAUCGACGUGUUAAAGCACUUGAACAAGAAUUAGCCUCUAUUAAUGCUAAUUCCCAACAACGAGAUCAAUCCAAAGAUGAAUUGAUUCGUUCUCUUCAAAGACUUCAAGUCAAGGCCAAUUCUGCACAAGAAGCUACAGAAAAACUGGAACGCAUGCAAGCUGAUAUGCGAGCUAAAAAUAUUGAACUCGCCGAUUUAAUUCGUGAACGUGAUAGAGCUCGUAAUGAAUUGGCUCGUCUUCAAGGUAAUCAACGUGAGGAUAUGGAUCGUUUACGUCGUGAAUUAGAUGAUGCUCGCGACCAAAUACAAAAUAUGGGAAGAUCUAAGGGAGAUGAAGUCAGUGCACUUUUGACGAAAUUCAACAAAGAAAAACAAGAGCUUGAAGCUAGUUUAAUGGAGAAGCAAGCAUUAAUUGAUGAAUUCCUCAAACAAAUUGAAGAUCAACAAGGUGAAGCUGAUCACAUUCGACAAGAAAAAGAUGAAGAAAUUGCUGUCUUACAAGCAGGCAUGGAUGAAUGUCUCUCUCAACUUGCUGAAUUACAACAGAAUGACAGACAGCAUGAGCUUCAAGAAGAACUGAGUCAUUUGGAAAGUCAACAAACUGAUAAAUUAAAUCAAAUCUUGGAUUGUAUCUUGAGCACCUCCAUUCAAAAAAUAAAUGGCUAUCUUUAUGAAAUGGAUGCACCUAAUUAUCAUGGUAAUGAAAAUGCAACACCUGAACUAGCACUUUCUAUGAUUGAAAGAGCUAGUAUCACAUCUGUUGAAUUCAUGUCAGCCUUUAGCAAAUUCCUUGAUGGCAGUAAUACCGGUGAUCAUACUAGUACCAUUACACGUACACUUGAAUUUGCUGAUACUAUCGUUGAUGUCCUUCAACAUGCUAAGGGCAUCACUCAAUAUGUAAUGAGAGAUGAAGAUGGUGAAGAAUUAGUUAAAUUAGGCAAGGCCUCAGCUGAAUCUUGUAUUCACUAUUUUAGUAGCGUCAUGUCAACCUAUCUUAAAAUGUUACCACCAGCACAACGUCCUGAAGUUGUAAUUCAGGGUGAUAUGCGAGUUCAAGAGGCACUAACAAAACUCUCCCAAAAGACCGAGGACCUUAUUUUGACAGCUACUACUGAUGUCAACAAGAUGGCAGAAGGAGAGAUUGGUGAAUUAGUGGAACAAGAGAUGUCUCGAGCAGCACGUGCGAUUGAAGAAGCAACUGCCAAGAUUCAAGAACUUAUGCGACGACCAGCAAAUCCAUCCUUUUCAGCAACGGACAUUCAAGUUCAUCAAUUAAUUUUGAAUUCCGUCUUGGCACUCACAAAUGCCAUUGCAAAUCUUAUUAAAUGUGCUACAGCCUCACAACAAGAGAUUGUCUCACAAGGACGUGGAACAUCUUCAAAGGCAGCAUUCUAUAAGAAACAUAAUCGAUGGACUGAAGGUUUGAUUUCAGCUGCUAAAGCAGUAGCAGUCGCGACAAACAUGUUAGUAGAAGCAGCUGAUGGUGUGAUCAGUAAGACACAUUCACUUGAACAACUUAUUGUUGCAUCCAAUGAAGUCUCUGCUGCAACUGCUCAGCUUGUAUCUGCUUCACGUGUUAAGUCUAGCUUUAUGUCACGUACUCAAGAAAGAUUAGAGUUGGCUGCAAAGGCUGUCAAGGAUGCUGCUGCAGAAUUAGUUAAACAAGUAAAACAACUUGUAGCCCAACAAAAUAAGACAGAUGACUUGGAUAUUGAUUUUAAUAAGUUAAGUGUACAUGAAUUUAAACGUCGUGAAAUGGAACAACAAGUAAAGAUUUUAAAGUUGGAUGCUGAAUUGACCAAUGCUAGACGUGUUUUAGCCGAAAUGAGACGUAGCGGUUAUCAUACUGAGGAAACAGAUUAA
This is a messenger RNA of Cokeromyces recurvatus, 2931 nucleotides long. RefSeq names its product I/LWEQ domain-containing protein. Gene Ontology annotation, cellular component: actin cortical patch; clathrin-coated vesicle. The coding region runs from base 1 to 2931 and encodes 976 amino acids. The transcript is spliced from 12 exons. Gene Ontology annotation, molecular function: clathrin light chain binding; actin filament binding; phosphatidylinositol-3,5-bisphosphate binding. Gene Ontology annotation, biological process: actin filament organization; clathrin coat assembly; endocytosis. The record is from RefSeq and is a predicted model, not a curated record. NCBI's taxonomy places the organism in Eukaryota, Fungi, Mucoromycota, Mucoromycetes, Mucorales, Mucoraceae.